Messenger RNA from Myotis lucifugus (little brown bat), 4498 nucleotides. RefSeq names its product UBX domain protein 2A (gene UBXN2A). Gene Ontology annotation, biological process: Golgi organization; autophagosome assembly; membrane fusion. Gene Ontology annotation, cellular component: nucleus; cytosol. NCBI's taxonomy places the organism in Eukaryota, Metazoa, Chordata, Mammalia, Chiroptera, Vespertilionidae. Bases 92 to 862 code for a protein of 256 amino acids. Gene Ontology annotation, molecular function: ubiquitin binding. The transcript is spliced from 7 exons. The record is from RefSeq and is a predicted model, not a curated record.
AACUUCGAGUUCUGUGCUGUCAAAGUGCCCCUGUUUCCAAAGGCGAUCGCGGCAGAAGCACAGCACAGGAAGCCGAGUAAGGCAGAAGAGAAUGAAAGAAGUAGAUAAUCUUGAAAGCAUAAAAGAAUGGGUUUGUGAAACAGGAUCUGACAACCAACCUCUUAGUGAUAAUCGACAAUCAACUUGUGAGUAUUUUGUCGACAGUCUUUUUGAGGAAGCCCAGAAGGUUGGUGCCAGAUGCUUGUCUCCCACUGAACAGAAGAAACAGGUAGAUAUAAAUAUAAAAUUAUGGAAAAAUGGAUUCACGGUCAAUGAUGAUUUCAGAAGUUAUUCAGACGGUGCAAGUCAGCAGUUUCUGAACUCCAUCAAAAAGGGGGAAUUGCCUUUGGAAUUACAGGGAACAUUUGAUAAGGAGGAGGUGGAUGUUAAAGUUGAAGAUAAGAAACAUGAAGUGUGUGUGGCAACGAAGCCUGUGUUCCAGCCCUUCUCAGGACAGGGUCACCGACUGGGAAGUGCCACACCAAAAAUUAUUUCUAAAUCAAAAAGUAUUGAAGUUGAGAAGAAAAAUAAUUUGUCUACUGUCCCACUAAACAACCUGGAACCCAUCACUAAUAUACAGAUCUGGUUAGCCAGUGGGAAAAGGAUUGUUCAGAAAUUUAACAUGUCUCAUAGGAUAAGCCACAUCAAAGACUUCAUUGAAAAGUACCAAGGAUCUCAGAGAAGUCCUCCCUUUUCCCUGGCCACGGCUCUCCCGUGCCUCAGGCUGCUAGAUGAAGCACUCACGCUGGAAGAAGCAGACUUGCAGAACGCCGUCAUCAUCCAGAGACUCCACAGAACCACGGAGCCUUUUAGAGGACUUUGAUAACAUUGACCUUUGACACACUAAGUGGAAAGUUUGCAGAGAAGUGAUGGUUCGUAAGUGAACAUGCAAACCGAAAUGGGGGGACGUCAGGUUCGCUGAACUUUUGGUUUGAGACCUAUUUAGCUCCCUCCAGAUGGGAAGACAAGUAAGUACAAGUUAGGAGAGGAAGCUACGACGAAACUAUAUUCAGUGCACUGUCUCCCAAAGGCUACUCAAAAAAAUCUACUUCUUUUCAAAUACCAAUGAUUCAACAUAAGAUAGAUUAAAGGACUAUAUCAUUUAGUAUCUUAGUGUGGUAUAAAUUAGCAAACAUGUUCACAGCAUCACUCAUUUAAACAUCAUCCCAAACAGCAGUGAUUUACUCAAAUGUUAGCUUGGCUCAGAAUUUUUAAAUAGCAAUACAUUAAAAGUUAUACAUGGCAGGUUAAAAGCAUCAGUGUCCUUAUUUUAUACCUCAGAUACAAUCAGAAUGCUAGAAGGAACUGCUUCCACCACAGCCAUGCCUAAACCUUGAAGUGUUCUCAGUCUGCAUUCUCUAAGGCAAGGUACACUCAAACAUUAAGUUGGCAAUAGUAUCUAGUAUUUCCAGGUAAGAAUAAAAUUCUGUAGCUUAGUAUAAUGUCAGUAUUAAUCUGUCUACUCACAUUUCUACAUUUUUGAGAAGUAUAAUUUUUUUAAAUAUAUAUUUAUUGAUUUCAGAGAGUUAGAAACAUCAAUGAUGAGAAAGAAUCAUUGAUUGGCUGCCUCCUGCAGGCUCCCUUCUGAGGAUCAAGACCACAACCUGGGCAUGUGCCCUGACCAGGAAUCGAACUGUGACCUCCUGGUUCACAGGUCAAUGCUCAACCACUAAGCCAGGCCGGCCAGGCGAAAGUAUAAUUUUUUAAAAAACUAUGUUCUCUCCAGGAACCUCAGUUCACCCCCUAUUUUAUUUUAUUUCAAACAUUAGGGACUUGUUCUUAGCUAACAUUCGCAGUAUGUCAUUCAUUUGAGACUGCUUACUUAGAAUCUAAUGUUGUGUUUGUCACACUGCUAAUUAACAUUUUUUAAAUGCCUUAUGUCAUGUAUGGUUUUCUAUUCCAUACAUUAGAGUCAACCUGUGUAUACAUUCAAGGGUUAUUUAUUACAUUCUGAGGUCACCAAGGAAGACUUGCUUUGUUUCUUAGACUUUACAACCAGCUAGACUUCGAUAGUCACUGUCCGAUUGCAUCCCCUUGUCCAAAAAUAAGUUUAGGAAGCCUUUUUGCAAAUGAUCUGUUGAAUCAUAUUUAAAGUGAGAUAUACACUGAGUGUGCCAAGGAACUAAGCAGCCAUGCCCAUCAGCAAUAAUGUUCACAGGGCAUUGGACGUCUGCUGGGAGGAGCAGGUCUUAAACUGUUUGGUCUCCAGACCUUUUUUUAUGUGGGUUAUAAAUCUGUUAAAAAUGUAAAAGUUACACAUAUUUAUUCAUUUGAAAAUAAUACACAUGUAAAUAUAAACACUUUUACGAAAAAUGUCUAUUUUCCAAAACAUUAAAAAUAAGAUUUCGUGAGAAAAGUGGCAGUGUAUCCCAUUUUUUGCAGAUGUCUUUCCUGCCCGCCUUAAAGGGACAGAUGGCAUCUCCUGCCUGCUUCCACGUUCAAUCUGUUGUGCUAUCGCACAUCGUGUGGCCUCCAGUAAAUGCUACUACGUGUUCAUGAGGAAGUGAACAAAACAAAUAACGUCUCAGUAUGAUCAGGAAAGUAGUUUUGACCUUGUGGACCCCCUGAAAGCCAUUCUGAUAAAGCAAUAUUUGCCGUGAUUCUCAAGCCCUAGUGUAAGAAUCACUUGGGAAGCUUUUCAAAAGGCCUAUUGCUGCCACUCACCAUGCACAUUCUGAUUCAUCGUAUCUGGGGUGAGUCCCAGAUCUCUGCAUUUUUUAUCGCAUUUGAUUCUUAGGUAUGUAAUGGCAGGAAAUCCUGCACCGUAGCUCCCCCUUAUGAAAAUAAAGCCUCGUGUGCGCCAUGGACAGUGGAAGACCCUCCACUGAAAUGGGGGGUCCUCUUAGUUUUAUCUUUGUCGCCCCCAGUUUGUUCUGAGACUGUUCCCCUUUAACUCUGAACUAACCAUGCCAUAAACCUAUACUUCAUCUUCUAUGAGCACAGCUGAGAUAAGGCUGGAACAUGUAAAUGAGGUUUUUAGCAAAGGCUCAGGAAUAACAAUGAAAGGGAAGUACCCGUAUAACUAGAUGGCCUGUUUCAUAAGCUAUAUCUUCUGUUGGAGGAACAUUUGAAGAAUGCUUUCUUUUAGAGACCUGUCUUUUUACUAGGAAGGGAGGGAGGACAAAGGAAAACCUUCUCUUUUUGUUAUUUGCUCUCAGAAAUGAACAGGUAUAUAAUAGAAAAUAAAUACUGUCAGUCAUGUUUACAGCUGCGGCAGAGCCCUCUAGUGAAACAAUGGCAUUCUUUACAAUAAUGAGGGGACAGGAAAAUCAAUGAACUUCUCUUUCAGAUAUAAAAUAACAUAAGGUGGUUAUUAACAUAUUUUCAAAAAUAUGUAAGAAAAUGUUUCAUAUAGGCCUAUCAUAAAGCAUUUUAUAAUUUUUACUUGCAUAAUUAUAGUCAUUAUGUGAUUCUCCAUAUAUUUCUAUAAAGGGGCCUCUUGGAAAUAUUUGUCUUGUACCUAUAGAAAAGCCUCCUUCGUGGAUGUUCCCAUUUAUAAUGAUUUAACCAGGAGACACACAGGAGGUUUUCUUGUGUGUCCAUGUAGAAUACACUCCAGUGGGAAGUUUCUAUAGGGCAAGACCCAUCACCAGCAGUAACCUUCGUUUUUGUAACUGUAGAAAAUUUCACUGAUGUGGAUAAUAUUCUCAGAGGUUUUCUAAAAGGAGAAUCAUCUGAUAAAGCUUUUUACCUGAAAGUUUCACGUUCUAAAGUUGUUCAUUAAAUGUGUAGAAUAUUCACAACAUGUUGAUUUUAGAAAACAUAAGCUGAAUUUAUUAAGGGAAGGCAGCCUGGCGAUUAAGCAUAUUAGGUGUGGAAUAUAAUUUCACCUAAAGUCAUUUCAAAACUAUUGUCAGCUCCUUGAAAAUCAUUGUUAGGGUUAGUAUAUAGAAGUACAUUUCUACUUUUGCAGAUUCUAAUUUAUUGGUUAAAUUACUAUGCAUUUUCCAGGUUAUAACGGUGAUCUUAUUUUAUAUACUUCUCUCCUUCAGAAUACUUUUUAUUCUGUUUCAUUGUGUUGAAAAUACGGUAUGUAUGCAUCUAUUUUAGUGCCUUAAAGUACUUUGAAAGCAAUCUUUUGCUAAAGGCUAACAAACUGUUGUCUUAAGGGUGGAUACUAUUUGUUAAAAGGAUCUGUGAAAUAAUUCAUACUUGUUUGUUAUAAAGUGGUUACAUAUAGAUGCAUUUGUCAUUUUUAUUUGGCAAAUUCAUUCACUUUGAGAAUCUACAAAUAUUUAUUAGUUGCCUUCUGUUUGCCAGGUACUUUAACCAAUGUUACUUUCACUUAAUACUCAGAAAUGUUAAAGUGUGAUAUUUUCUAUACUAACUCAGUGUUUGUAUUUGUUUUUAAACCAUCCUUGUGACCUGAGUUGAACUAGCAUGAAGAUUCCUUGGUAGGAUUUACUUCUUUGUUCUUUCUCUGACUACAAACCAUUUAAUUAAAAAAUAGUUCAGCAUA